AUGCAUCAGCGAUGGCUUCAUCAAACUGACAGUCAAGUUUCUUCAUUACUCGGUGGCGAGGUUGUUACAGUUCAAGUACCUGCCGCCCAUGCCUCUGCAGCAUUCAGCGUCGACUUCGUCAUCUAUCCUGUUCUGGUUGGGAUUUGCUCCUGCGAUGGUAGGAACUGGAGACCCAAGCAUGCAACUGUCAUCAGGCGGCAGCAACGGCGCUGCGAAAGAUUAAUUGUAGGAUGCAUGUAA
Molecule: messenger RNA, 240 nt
Organism: Linum trigynum
Lineage: Eukaryota; Viridiplantae; Streptophyta; Magnoliopsida; Malpighiales; Linaceae
Source: the annotation of a GenBank genome assembly